Messenger RNA from Leptosomus discolor (cuckoo roller), 4922 nucleotides. Lineage: Eukaryota; Metazoa; Chordata; Aves; Leptosomiformes; Leptosomidae. The record is from RefSeq and is a predicted model, not a curated record.
GCAUUGACCAUGUCAGCAUUAGAUUGGACCUAGAAACUUUAUUCCAGUUCAGCCAUCUUAUCCUGACUUUUAAGACAUUUCGGCCUGCAGCAAUGCUCGUUGAGCGCUCCACUGACUUCGGUCAGACCUGGAAAGCAUUUAGAUAUUUUGCACAGGACUGUGCAGCUUCUUUUCCCAACAUCUCCUCUGGUCCAGCAAAAAGUGUGGGAGACGUCAUUUGUGAUUCAAGAUACUCGGACAUCGAGCCCUCCACUGAAGGCGAGGUUGUUUUAAAAGCUUUGGAUCCCAGCUUUGAAAUAGAAAAUCCAUAUGUGCCAUAUAUCCAAGAGCUCAUUACGUUGACAAACCUAAGGAUCAAUUUUACUAAACUCCACACCCUUGGGGAUGCUCUGCUUGGAAGAAGGCACAGGGAUCCCCUUGAGAAGUACUACUAUGCUAUCUAUGAGAUGGUUGUGCGGGGCAGCUGCUUUUGCAAUGGCCAUGCCAGCCAGUGUGAUCCUGUGCAGAAUCUGCGGGGAGAUAUUUUCCAUCAGUCUGGGAUGGUCCAUGGGAGAUGUAUCUGCCACCAUAAUACUGAAGGUUUGUCUUGUGAAAGAUGUAAAGAUUUCUACAAUGAUGCUCCCUGGAGGCCAGCUGAAGGGACACAAGAUAAUGCUUGCAAACGAUGUAACUGCAAUGGCCACUCUGGCAGAUGCCACUUUGACAUGGCCGUGUACCAGGCCAGUGGUGGCGUCAGCGGUGGUGUUUGUGAGGACUGUCAGGACAACACCAUGGGGCAACACUGUGACCAGUGCAAACGUUUCUUUUACCGGGAUCCACUCAAAGUCAUCUCAGACCCUCAGGCGUGCCUCCCCUGCAACUGUGACCCAGAAGGUACGUUGCACAACGGCGUGUGUGACAGCCACACAGAUCCUGCUCUGGGAAUGGUCGCAGGCCAGUGCCCUUGCAAGGAGAACGUGGAGGGUGUCCGCUGUGACAAGUGCAGGGUGAACUACUACGGGCUGAGCGGCAGUGACCCUCUGGGCUGCCAGCCCUGCAACUGCGAUCCCUCCGGCAGUUUGCCCUUCUCUGCCUGCGAUCCUGCCACAGGAGAGUGCCUCUGCCAGCGGUUUGCCACGGGGCGACGCUGUGAAAAAUGCGUCGUCGGGUACUGGGGUCUUGGCAACAGCUUGUAUGGCUGUUCUCCAUGUGACUGUGAUAUUGGUGGAUCCCAGAAUAACUUGUGCUCACCGAAGGAUGGUCAGUGCAAGUGUCUUCCCAACAUCGUGAGCCGCCAGUGCAACGAGCCAGCCCCAGGCUACUUCUUUUUACCCCUGGAUUAUUACGUUUAUGAAGCUGAGCAUGCAAAGCCCCUUUCUGGAUCUGCACCAUUGGGUGCAAUGGAGUUCGGACAGGACUCGGCUGUGGCUGUGGUUUUCAGGCAGCCCAGUGCCAGUCGGUCUGUCACAUGGACAGGACCCGGCUUUGCACGUGUUCCCAAUGGAUCUGGGCUGAGCUUUGCCAUCAACAAUGUUCCCUUUGCUAUGGACUUCGAUAUCACGAUUCGUUAUGAGCCUGAGUCCUUGGAAGACUGGCUAGCAAGUGUUACCAUCCAGCCCACUGGUAUUUUGUCGAGUCAACGCUGCAAAAACAAGGGCCUUUCACAGGAGCCACAUGUGUUGCCUCUUCCAGCUACAAAGAGGAUUGCACUUCUGCAAACUCCAGUCUGUCUGGAGCCAGGAACAGAAUAUUCUGUGGAUGUGUACUUCUCUCAGCCCUCUGCCUCUGACCCAAAGGCGAAAUCGUUCAUCUUGAUUGACUCACUUGGACUUAUUCCCAGAAUUGGCUCUGUGGAGAACUUAUGCAGUGAAAAGGAUUUAGAUGAGUACCAGAAGUAUCACUGUAUUGAAAUUGCAUCAGAAGUUGGACCUCACAUCCUCCCCGAAGUGUGCACACGGCUCAUAGCGAGCAUGUCAGCACGCAUUCACAACGGUGCCGUCGCAUGUAAGUGCAAUCCCCAAGGGUCACUGAAUGCCAGCUGCAGUAAACUGGGGGGGCAGUGUCAGUGCAAAGCCAAUGUUGUGGGACGCUGCUGUGACACCUGCUCUGCAGGCAGCUAUGGCUUCGGCUUCCACGGCUGCUACGCAUGUGAGUGCCACCCACAAGGCUCGCUGAGCACGCUGUGCGACCAGGUGACGGGGCAGUGCUCCUGCCGCCGGGAGGUGGAUGGUCAGCGCUGCAGCCGAUGCCUGGCCGGGUAUUUUGGGUUUCCCCACUGCCGUCCUUGCCUGUGUAACGAAUUUCUGCUGCUGACUGUUGACUGCUUUGACAGGUGCAUGGAUGGCUAUUACGGAAACCCUCUGAACAGAGAACCCUGCCACCCCUGCAUGUGCCCAGGGGCGCCUACAAGCAAUAGGUAUUUUGCCUAUUCCUGUUACCAGGACAACCAGUCUGCACAACUAGUCUGCAAUUGUCUCGAGGGAUAUUCAGGCAGUCGGUGUGACGAGUGUCCUAGUGGGUUCUACAAAAUCCCAGGCAGCCCCGGGCUUGACUGUGCACCAUGUCCCUGCAAUAACAACAUUGAUGUGACAGACCCAGAGUCCUGUAACAGGGUCACCGGGGAAUGCACCAAGUGUUUACACAACACUCAUGGAGCAAACUGCCAGUUCUGCAAACCAGGGUAUUUUGGCUCAGCCCUCGACCAAAACUGUCAAAGGUGCACGUGCAAUCCGGCGGGCGUUCGCCCUGCCACGUGCCCGGGCGGGGACGCAGCCUGUCUGUGUGACCCAGCCAUGGGAGCUUGCCCUUGCCUGCCCAAUGUGGUGGGCUCAACGUGUGACCAGUGUGCCUCUGGCUACUGGGACCUGGCUAGUGGAAAAGGAUGUCAGGUCUGUGACUGUGAUCCAAAAAACUCCCAAAGCAACCAGUGCAACCAGCUUACAGGCCAGUGUCCAUGUAAGCUAGGUUACAGUGGAAGACGUUGCAAUGAAUGUGAGGAGAAUUACUUUGGCAAUCCCCAGACGCAUUGCAUUUCGUGUGAGUGUAACCCGGAGGGAACCAGCCAGCCCAAGUGUGACAAAGUCACCGGCGCAUGUAACUGCCGCGCUGGUGUCACCGGCCGGUUCUGCAACCAGUGCGGUCGUGGCUUUGAGAAAGACUUUCCCUCUUGCCGUCAGUGUCAUUUUUGUUUUGAUCAGUGGGACACUGAAAUUACUGCCCUUGCUCAGACUGUUCAGGGGUUAAUGAGGUUUGCUGCAAAUCUCGAAGAUAAAGGAGGACGAAUGCCCAGCUGUGACAUGCGCUUCAAAGCCUUUGAAGAUGCCAUUUCUGAAAUUGAAAGAAUUUUGAGACAUCCUGUUCGUUCACCAGAGGCCCUCUCAGGCAUCAAGGAUUUUCACGGCUAUGUUCAACAAAAAGUUGCACAAAUGGAUCCACUUCACAGUAGGCUGUAUGAGUUUCCUGACCUUAACAAGAACAUAGAAGAUAUUGGGGAAGAAGCUGACCUAGUAUAUGAACUUCUACAACAGAAAAUACAUCUGCAUCAAAGUUUUCAUUACUUGAAUCUCAAAGAGGCCAUCAGCAACAUUAGGGAACACUUUGAAGUGUCACUGCUGGCAGAACAGAAGACCAGUGGGACAACCCCUAUUGUGAGAUACUCAGAGUACACCAGGAACCACACGCUUGCUAUGUUGGGCCAUCAGGCCUUGAAAGCAAGCAGUGUGCUGGAACAGCUGAAGAUGAUCAAGAGGCCCAACAUCCAAAAUUUGAACGAAAAGAUCUGUGGUGUGCCAGGAGACCAGCCCUGUGUCACAGCAGCCUGUGGGGGAGCUUUGUGCCGGGACAGUCAUGGACUUAGGCAAUGCGGUGGCCCAAACUGCAGCGGAGCUCUUUCUCUCUCCACUGAUGCCUUCAGGAAAGCUGAGGAGACUGCUGUGUUGCUAAAUAACCUGACUAUUCAGCUACGGGAACCUGAGAAUCAGGUUGAAAGCAUUAGAAAAAUGGCAGAAGACAGCAAGCUGAAAGGCUCACAAUUUAAUGGGCAAUUGGAGAGGACAAAGAAUCAAAUUGAAGUUGACCAAGAGAUCACCAAGGAGUUCAUCCAAAAAGUGAAAGAUUUCUUGUUAGAUGAGAGCGCCCCUCCAGAAGACAUUGAGAAGGUGGCAAAUUAUGUUCUGCAAAUAAACCUUCCCCUGACUCCACAAGACCUCUCGGGCACGCUUGGCAAAAUCAGGAGCAUUAUGAACCACUGUGAGAAGUACAAACUGAAUGCAAAUAAGAGAAACAGAAAAGGGGAGGAAGCUCGGAUGCUGCUGGUGGAGGCACAAGAAGCCGACAAAGCAGCUAAAGCUCUUCCACCUGUGGAUGAAAUUAAUAAUAAACUAAAAAAUGUUGUGAAGUCCCACGGACACUCCAAAAACACCUUCAUAAAGUUAAAUGAAGGGAUACGAGGCAUCAGAACACAAAUCUCACAGGCUGAGAACCAAGUGACCAAGACAAACGAUGAACUAAACGACUUGUCAGCAAAACAGUCUGAGAUGGAAGACGAAAUCGCCACACUGCAGGCAAAAAUGCUGAUGAACAAGAAUCAAGCUACAAAGGCAAAAGCAGAGGCAGAAGCAGCACACAAGCGAGCCCAGAAUAUUGAUAACGAAUUUGCUGACAUGAAAAGAAAGUACACCAUUCUUCAAGAAAAGCUAAAAGCCCAAGGACCUCCAAAAGUAACAGUAGAAAAAGUGAAGCAGCUGAAAGAAGAAGCAGAAAAACUGGCUGAAGAGACCGAAAAAAAAAUUAAAAGAAUAACAGAUUUGGAGAAGAAGCUUCAGGACCUGAAUCAAACCAAACAAGACAAGGCAGAGCAACUGAGACAACUAGAGGAACAAGUGAUAGCCAUUAAAAAUGAAAUAAUGGAGCAGGAAAGCAAGUAUGCAACAUGCAAAAGUUAG